Plasmodium vinckei vinckei is the source of this 5664-nucleotide messenger RNA. Its product is annotated as ferlin, putative. The record is from RefSeq and is a predicted model, not a curated record. Gene Ontology annotation, biological process: plasma membrane organization. Bases 1 to 5664 code for a protein of 1887 amino acids. The transcript is spliced from 2 exons. NCBI's taxonomy places the organism in Eukaryota, Apicomplexa, Aconoidasida, Haemosporida, Plasmodiidae.
AUGAAGGUAAUAUCGGUGGGUUUCAUAAUAUACGAGGCACAGAAUUUAAAGGUUGAGGAUAAAGAAUUAUUGGAUCCGCUAGUAGUUGUUCGAUGUUGCAAUAAUGAAUACAUAACAAAAAAAAAAAAAAAAAAAUACAAUGCAGUAAAUUGGGAAGAAAGCCAUGUUUGGAAUAGAAUCGUUUUAUCGGAAAUUGAAUGGAAUGUUGCAAAAAUCGAAUUUGAAGUUCAAAGUGCUAAUACAUUUUGGAGAAAUGAUAUAAUAGGAGUUAUAUCAUUUGAAUUAAAAUUAAUAAGAAAUAAAAAAAAUCAUCAAAUUUAUGGGACAUAUCCAAUAUUAUAUAAAAAUCGAACAGAAAUUCAAGGACAAUUAAGAUUAAAAGUUAUAGUAUGUAAUGAAAAUGACUAUACAUCAUCUGAAAUAUAUAGUAGCUUAGCCCAACACAAUAAUAAUACUAAUGAUAAUAAUAAUUCAGAUAAUGAAAACUUUUAUGAAGAUUUAACAAAAGCGGUUGUGGAAGAAAAUACUAUUGCAUUAAGAGAUUCUAAUUCUCGAUUUUAUUAUUUAUAUAUCAAUAUACAUAAAAUUGAAGAUGUAUAUAUCGAUAUUAGUAAAAAAAAAUCCAGAGAUUUAUAUAUAACUUGUGAAUUUAAUGGAUGCUAUUUAAAGUCAAGUCAAGGAAAUAAUUGUACAAAAUAUACCUUUAAUGAAUGUUUUAAAAUACCUAUUAAUACUCCUAUUUUAGAAGAUACUAUAAUUAUUAAAGUAUGGGAUUGGAAUUUUUUAUCAACUGAUGAAUUAUUAGCUAUUGGGGUUUUAUCAUUUAAUCAAAUUAAAAAUAAAUCUAUUAAUCCCAUGUGGUUAAAUUUAUAUGGGUUUCAUAAAAAUGAACUAAAUUUAGAAAAUUAUUACAACAAUGAAAGUAAUAAUAGCAGUCUUAUUAGGCCUAACGAUUUUAAUCUUGCAUUAGAAGGCAAUGUGUAUCUAGGAAGAAUAUGUAUUAGUGCUUAUGUUGAAAGAUUAAGUAAUUAUGAUAGUCUAAGUAUUCCUAUUGUUCAAAGUUGCUUAGUCUAUGAUGACCCAUUAUAUACUCCAAUUACUUUGUUGUGCGAUGUAUAUGUAGUAACUGGUCUUUUAGCAGAAAAUAUUUAUGUGCAACUAACAUGUGGACCUCAUAAAAAAAAAACAGAUUGCGUAUCAGCAAAUGAAAUUGGUUGGGAUGAUGAUCGAAACAAUGCAACAGAAUCAAAUAGAAAAAAAAAAAUGAGAAAAAAUAAUUCUGGUGAAAGCAUUACAGACGAUGGCACAUUUUUCGAUUUCUUAAAUUUUAACGGUAUUCUAAAUACCGAUAAUUUUUUUAGCACACUUACAGAAAAACAACAAAUUUUAGACAAUAGCGGAAGUACUGAAUUUUAUUUUAGUUCUAGAAAGGGAAAAAUAGAUAAUAUGAAAUUAUGUUCUGUAGAAGAUGAACAACAACAAUGGGAUAUUAUAAUAAAUGUUUAUGAAAAAAACAAAAAGAAAAAUAACGAUGCUAAUAUUUUUAAUAAUUUUAUGUACUCCGGAGGAAAUAAUAUGAUCACUGACAAAUAUAAUUAUGAUGAUAAACAAAAUAAAGAAUCCAAAUUAACAGAUUAUCAAAAAUAUAAAUUGAAAAAAAGGGAAGAAAAUUAUGAUCAGCGAAAACAUGACGAAGAAGAUGAAGAAAAUGAAAUAGGAAUAAAACAAAAUAAUGAUAGACGAAUAGCAUACUAUAGAAUGCCUCUAAAAAAUGUUCUUUUACACAAUGAGAAAAUAUCACGGUGCCCCAUAUGGUUACCAUUAAAAAAUGUUCCCAAAAAUGCAGAUAGUGGGUCUAAUUGUAUGUAUAAUAUAUUUCAAAAUGGUUCUAUACUUGUUAAUUUAGAAAAAUCAUAUGAUUUACAAUUAGGAUUAAAUAGAAGAAAAAAAUUAGUUCCAGUAAAUUAUGAAUUAAGAUGUUAUAUAUAUGCAUGUAGAAAUAUAAUUUCAAAUUUUAAUGAAUCUCCUAAUACAUUUGUUCAUAUAGCAUGUUCUGGAAAAAUGAAAAUCACGUCUCUAGUUUUAAAUAAUUCUAAUCCCGUAUUUUUACAAUGCUUGAAAUUAAAUAUUACUAUAUUAACUGAUUAUUCUGUUGGUUUACCUACAAUUCCAUUUAUAGUAGUAACAUUAUAUGAAUUUCAUAAUAAUACAUUUUAUUUUAUUGGUAGAUGUUUUUGUAAUUAUGAUAUUUAUCUUAAAGACAAUCAAAAAAAGUGUAACUUCACCAAUAGAUCCUCCAAGUAUAAUAUGGUUGAACAAAUACAACCCAGAUGGAUUAAGUUGAAAGGAAAUAAACAUGCGAAGGCCAUGUAUCCAAAUAUGUUGUGGCAACAAAGUGGGAGCUAUAAACGCAUCAUGCAAGAAUAUAUGUUUGAAAAACAAAAAGAUUUUUAUACAUCUAAUGCUAAUAUAGGGGGGGAUAUGACCAAUGACAGCUCAACUAAUAAAAUAAGCAGUCAAAGGAGGCAACCACAUAAUGAUUUUCUUCAUGGGGAACGUGUUGGAGAUAUAUUGCUUUACUUUGAAUUAGUAAAAGAAAAAGAUGCAAUGAAAAUACCAAUAUAUCCUAUGAUAACAGAGAUAAAAAAAUGUACCUUGUCCUUUUUUUGUAUGUCAUUAGAAAAUUUAGUAUUAACGAAAACUUCUAAAAAAAAUGAACAAAUAAUUUCUAGUGAUUAUAGAAAAAAUAGCAUAACUCAUCCUAUUAUUGUAUUAUCAAUUACUUCGUACUCAUCUUAUGGAAAGAAAAAAAAUGAAUUAUUAAUUAAAUAUGCAAAAUCAUUAAAAACAAACACAAGAAUUCAAUUAAAAAAUUGGAAGAAUGCUUUUAAUCAGCAAAGUUUUGAAAUGUUUGCUAUUGAAAAUUUUGAUAUCGAUGUGCCACUAGACCCAAUAUUUGACCCAACAUUAAACAUAAAAGUUUAUAAUAAAAAAGUGAAAGACAAAUAUUUUAUUGGUGAAACAAAUAUAUCUUUAAUUCCUUAUAUACCAUGGAUUGAAAACUUAGAUGAUGUUCUACAUUAUUUACAAGCAUAUGAGGAUUAUUCAGAAACUAUUAAUAUUAAAAAUAUAGACAAUGCCUUUAAUAUAUAUAAAAAUAAAAAUGCAGCCCUCGUCGUUACUGCUAUUUCUUUAGCAGACUAUGAGCAUACUAUCAGUCUCAAGGCGGAGCUAAAAAAAUAUGAAAAUGAUAAUGAUCAAGACGAUGAUUGGAAUAGCAUACCUCUAUUUAAUGGAAAUUUCAAUGCAAAACCUGGUGACAAAGCUUCCGGAAUGAUUGGAGAUAUGCCUGAUGGCAUGAUUGGUGGUAUGCAUAAUGGUAUGGUUGGUGGGAUGCAUAAUAGUAUGGGUGGAGGUAUGCAUAAUGGUAUGGGUGGAGGCAUGCAUAAUAGUAUGAUUGGAGGUAUGCAUAAUGGUAUGGCUGGGGGUAUGCAUAAUGGUAUGGGUGGAGGCAUGCAUAAUGAUAUGAUUGGAGGUAUGCAUAAUGGUAUGUCUGGGGGUAUGCAUCCUGGCGCUCAUUCCAACUUCCUUGGACAUGAAUAUGACCCAAUGAAUGGUCAUCUUAUCAACAACACAAUGAUGAACAAUUUUCAGAUGAACAUGAUGUAUAAUAAGGAAAACUAUUCUUCAGCAAAUUAUGGAGUUAAUUGCAUUACCGAAUUUGGUGAAAAAGGAUCUAAAAUGGGAAACGGAUUUAAUAAUGGAAGAUACACAACAAACAUGAGUCAUCAUUUUUCUUCUUAUUAUAAUAAAAAAAAUCAACGAAAUAUUUACAAUAUAAUAUAUAAUGAGAGUGUUUACAAAUUGCAUGAUGAUGGAGUACCAGAAAUAAUAAAAGCAAGUUAUAGUGUUAAGAACUAUCCAUAUAUAAAAGUAUUAAGAAAUAAAUUCAUUUUGAAUGUUUAUAUACCUCCUAGAUUUAUUUUAUAUGUAGAAGGAGAUAAAAUAAAUUUAGAGAAAUUUGUAAAAAAUACGCAACGAGUUUCGGUCGAUGGAAUAUUGGAAAAUUACCUUGAUGAUAUAUUAAUCCCGUCUAUUCCAUUAAAAAAAAAAUACAAUAAUAAUUUUUUUUUAAAUAGGGGUUACAAUGAGAAUAUAGAAAAUGUUGAUGAAAAUAAUCAGAAUAAAAUAGUCAAAGAAGGAAUAUCUUUUGGAUGUUUUGAGAAUUCUCCUUUUGUUGAAUUAGUGGGAGGUCAAAUUAAAUGUUUUACCAAAAUAAAAUACAGAGAUAUAAUAUCUGAGAAUAUACCAUUAAAAUUAAAAGACAUAAAUAGCCAAAACACAUUUAGAAAUAAAUUUAGAGGAUCUAAUAAAAUUCCAUUAUAUUUAAAAAUAAGAGUAUAUGUACUAAGAGGUAUUGGAAUAAACGGGGUGAAUAGUGAAUGUAGUUGCAACCCAUAUUUAACAUUUUCAUUAGGAGAUAAAACAACUAAUUUAAGAAAUUCAUAUAAAGAAGAUAAUCCAAAUCCAAACUUUUCAUACCUAUGGGAAAGUGAAGCUAUAUUUCCAGAAGAUGAAAUAUUAACUAUAUCUGUUUAUAGUGCUGAAUCGAAUUAUGAUAAACAAAUCAAUGAUAUAUAUAUUGGGUCAACCGAAAUUAAUUUAUUCGAUAGAUGGAUGAGUAAAGAAUGGAGACAUAUGAUGAAAAAAAAUAAAAUACCUAUAGAAUAUAGGCCAUUAUACAAUAAUUAUUUUAAAAAUCAAAACCUCAUUAGAAAUAGUAUCAAUAAUGGUAGUAAUAUGUAUAACAAAUUAAACAACUGGAAUAAUAUUUUUUCCUUUUUUGACAUUUUUACAAAUUUAGUUAAUUUUAACAUAAUGAAUGGAUAUUCAAAUAAUCCAUAUUACAAUGGUAAUAGUUUUUCUUCAGGCGGUAUAAAUAAUUCUAAGUCUAUUUCAAAUAAUGGGUUACUUGAAAUGUGGGUCGAAAUUAUGGGCUAUGAAGAAGCAGAAAAAAUCCCUAUACAUAAAAUGGAACCACCAAAAAUUUCUGAAGUCGAAAUAAGAAUAAUAAUAUGGAGAUGCAACAUUUUAUUAGAUGGGGGAAAUCCAAAUAAAACAUUUGAUUUGGUUGUUACAUCUGAAUUAGACUGUAUAAAUUAUAAUGGAAAGAACCCAAUUACACAAACAACAGAUGUGCAUUAUAAUUGUAAAGCAGGGGAUGCUAUAUUUAAUUGGAGAAUGGUUUACCCAAAUAUUAGCCACCCAUUAAAUACCUGCUUUUUACAACUAGCUGUUUAUAAUAAUAGUAAUGUUGGUACUAGCCAAUUUUUAGGAGAAGUAAAUUUAGAACUAUCUAAAUAUAUACAUAAAGUAUUACAAGUUGUAAAUAAAUUUGAGCUAGAUGCUGAACUUAAAUUAAGAAAAAAAAACUUUGGUGACAAUACCAAUGGUGAUAAUAAUUGUAGUGGAACUAUACAAGUAACUGUUCAAUUUAUCCCUCAAAGCAAAGCAAAUAUAAAACCGUCUGGAUUAGGACGAAGUGAACCAAAUAGAAAUCCAUACUUAAGAACCCCUAAAAAUGGAAGAGAUUGGAACGAUUUUGCAAGUGAGGACGCUGAGCUAUGGACCCCUAUGUUUGUUCCCUCAAUUUGCCUUAUUUGA